Molecule: messenger RNA, 2517 nt
Organism: Frieseomelitta varia
Lineage: Eukaryota; Metazoa; Arthropoda; Insecta; Hymenoptera; Apidae
Exons: 9
Coding region: 874-2130 (418 amino acids)
Source: RefSeq, a predicted model, not a curated record
CAUGCCUUCUGAUGUUUCAGUAGGCCGCGCGAGCUGAUGCCGUGAAUGUGUUGUUGUAAGGAGGUUAUUCCUCCUUUUUUUCUCUUUUUAUAUCAUCCGGUCUGUUUCUUUUUCACACAAUAUUCUCGUGCGUGAUUCUAUCCACAAUUGUGCGACACAUUGUUACGGAUGAAUACAUGUCGAUAUAAAUGUGUAUCUUAAGCUGUUUAGAAUCUGCACGUUGCUCGUUGUAUCCAUGAACAACUGCUUCCAAAUUUAUGGCAUACGUACGACUGUGUCGGGUGAUAUUUAAUACAGUUGACACUGCGAAAUUAGAAAUUUAGGAAAGGCAUAAGUGAACGACGAUGAAGAGUAAGGACGCAAAUCGUAGAGGAAUCGAGUGCACAGGAAGGGAAUAUUACGAAAGAAACUAAUUUUAUUAUAAAAAGUGAACUCUGAAUUGAUCCGGUGGUUCGAAUAGUGACAAUUGAAAUGUGAUAGAGAGAAGGGGAGGCAACAGCACACAGUUCAGGAGAAGAAUAAUAUGCGCAUAAAAACGUCGCGAAAAUGUUCGUCAAAGAAGGCUCCUAGAGAGGAAAAGUUACAAACGAAGAAGAGAUACCUUCUGGAGAUGGUCGCCUCCUCAGUGAUGAAGACAAGAGGCAAUCGUGAAACUUGAGAGGGUAGGUGAUAUCGGGUGCAGCAAGGAUGAACUCGCGGCCGUGGGUAAGACGGAGAUGACCACUAGAUCCGUGCCUCGUCCUGAAGACGAAGACGAGGAGGACGAGGAAGAAGAGGAAGAAGAAGAGGAGGAAGAGGAGGAGGAAGUCGACAAGGAGGCUCGUUCGAGUCUACGAUAUCACUGCCACUGAUAUCCUCUCUCUCGUCGCAUCGAUGCCGACUCCUGCGUUCAUUGAUAAAGAUAUGGGGAGUGUCGUAGGCAGCAACGUGAACGUAAGCAACGUAACGACGAGGAGGAUGGACUCGACGACAUUCCUGCCGGAAGCGACGUCGACACUCAGCGAGCGGGAGCAACUCAAAAUUGAAUUUUACAAAACUUACGAUGUUAUGACCGGGAUCAGAAUCGCAGCGACUCUCGGUGGUUUUUUCGGUCUUAUGAUCCUUCUGCUUGUUUAUAAAAGCAGGUGUAAAUCGAGCAAGCAGUUAGAGGAUCCAAGACUGACCGCAGCUGCAGCCGCAGCGGUAGCUGAAGCAGAAGCCGAGGAAAGAGCCCUCGCAGCCGCCCUCGAAGCCAUUGCCAGAUUACCACCGAGACCAGAUCAGGGACCUAGAAGAUCUCUUUGCGUCGAGAUGACUCAAUCUCAUUUGCCAAGAAUUGGUCCACGUUUCGCGUCGGUUGGGGGUGGCUACGAGGCUCUAUUGACAGCGCCAACAAAGCAACCGAAUCUGGUACCUCCUGAAGAGCAAAGAAGAUGCAGUUCAGUGACGUGUAGCAGCACAGGGAGUAGUUACCUCGAGAGAAGAGGCUCUGCGAUGCCGGUGCCAUGUUUGCCGCUUCACCCUACGUUUUCGACGAAAUACGCUGCCCACGACGAACCCUGGGAUCUUUAUUAUCCUAUUGAUAUUCAGGUAAUUCAACCAACCCCAGAGCUUUCUCCAUGCACAAGCGAAGCAGGUCUUUACGCGAACGAAAUGAUGGUCACAGGAACUAGCGGCAAAAGAGCACCAUUAGCUUCCAUGGGUAGUGUCGAUCCUCCGGAACCAGACUCGAGUUUUAACAACUCGAGGUCUCUUGGUUCCGACUCGGUCUUCCUAACAAACGACGAGCAAGAAGAGUGUCUCGAUACAGAGGAUGAAGUGUCUGGGUUCUCGACCGACUCCGAAGCACCCGGGCCAAGUUGUCGACGGUUUCUUCGGGUACCCUCGAAGAAGAAGAAAACGGUCGAGAAAUGGGAUGGUUGUGCUGGAUGUGUCCCUAGACGGCGGCCUGGAGGCAAACCUUGUCAAGCUUGUCGUAGUAUUAGUGCAGCUGUUGAAACAUCUAGGUCUCAGGCAGUCUCUACAAGCACCAGUAGCCAGAGCAGCCUCGGUUCUCCACCAUGUUCUCCAGCCAUCGAGCUCAGACACAGGCCACCACCGGCACCGUUACCAUCGAAUCCACCGGUCUGGUCGCAAGAAACACUCUUUUAGUUCUUUAAAGAUUGUUUUCACAAAUGGUCAGUAAUCGCACAAAAAUAGGGAGACAAAGAAUGAAGAAAACGAAGAAAAACAGUGACUUCCGGUGGACUGACUUUUGAGAAGUUUUGGAGUUGGAAUUUCUGACACGAUCAUUCGAAUGAAAUUGAACGGAACUAGAAAAGUUAUUUAAGAAGAAACGAUCUGAAAAAAGGUGGAGAAAAGGUAAAGAAUGAAAAAGGGAAAACGGUGAAGAGUCUUGAAGUUUGGGGAAAAAGUAGAAAAUUUUGAAAAAACAUAAGGCUGUAAGAAGUAACAAAGACUUAAUGUGAAGAAUAAAUUAUAAAUAUUAAAGAAAAGAAGAUACAGACGAGUCUAAAAAAAAAAAAAAUGUAAUUAGGU